CUUCCGGGUCAAAGGUGCCUGAGCCGGCGGGUCCCCUGUGUCCGCCGCCGCUGUCGUCCCACUCUCCCGCCACUUCCGGGGUCGCAGUCCCGGGCAUGGAGCCGCGACCGUGAGGCGCCGCUGGACCCGGGACGACCUGCCCAGCCCGGCCGCCGCCCCACGUCCCGGUCUGUGUCCCAUGCCUGCAGCUGGAAUGGAGGCUCUCUGGACCCUUUAGAAGGCACCCCUGCCCUCCUGAGGUCAGCUGAGCGGUUAAUGCGGAAGGUUAAGAAACUGCGCCUGGACAAGGAGAACACCGGAAGUUGGAGAAGCUUCUCGCUGAAUUCCGAGGGGGCUGAGAGGAUGGCCACCACCGGGACCCCAACGGCCGACCGAGGCGACGCAGCCGCCACAGAUGACCCGGCCGCCCGCUUCCAGGUGCAGAAGCACUCGUGGGACGGGCUCCGGAGCAUCAUCCACGGCAGCCGCAAGUACUCGGGCCUCAUUGUCAACAAGGCACCCCACGACUUCCAGUUUGUGCAGAAGACGGAUGAGUCUGGGCCCCACUCCCACCGCCUCUACUACCUGGGAAUGCCAUAUGGCAGCCGAGAGAACUCCCUCCUCUACUCUGAGAUUCCCAAGAAGGUCCGGAAAGAGGCUCUGCUGCUCCUGUCCUGGAAGCAGAUGCUGGAUCAUUUCCAGGCCACGCCCCACCAUGGGGUCUACUCUCGGGAGGAGGAGCUGCUGAGGGAGCGGAAGCGCCUGGGGGUCUUCGGCAUCACCUCCUACGACUUCCACAGCGAGAGUGGCCUCUUCCUCUUCCAGGCCAGCAACAGCCUCUUCCACUGCCGCGACGGUGGCAAGAACGGCUUCAUGGUGUCCCCUAUGAAACCGCUGGAAAUCAAGACCCAGUGCUCAGGGCCCCGGAUGGACCCCAAAAUCUGCCCUGCCGACCCUGCCUUCUUCUCCUUCAUCAAUAACAGCGACCUGUGGGUGGCCAACAUCGAGACAGGCGAGGAGCGGCGGCUGACCUUCUGCCACCAAGGUUUAUCCAAUGUCCUGGAUGACCCCAAGUCUGCGGGCGUGGCCACCUUCGUCAUACAGGAAGAGUUCGACCGCUUCACUGGGUACUGGUGGUGCCCCACAGCCUCCUGGGAAGGUUCAGAGGGCCUCAAGACGCUGCGAAUCCUAUAUGAGGAAGUCGAUGAGUCCGAGGUGGAGGUCAUUCACGUCCCUUCUCCUGCGCUAGAAGAAAGGAAGACGGACUCGUAUCGGUACCCCAGGACAGGCAGCAAGAAUCCCAAGAUUGCCUUGAAACUGGCCGAGUUCCAGACUGACAGCCAGGGCAAGAUCGUCUCGACCCAGGAGAAGGAGCUGGUGCAGCCCUUCAGCUCGCUGUUCCCGAAGGUGGAGUACAUCGCCAGGGCCGGGUGGACCCGGGAUGGCAAAUACGCCUGGGCCAUGUUCCUGGACCGGCCCCAGCAGUGGCUCCAGCUCGUCCUCCUCCCCCCGGCCCUGUUCAUCCCGAGCACAGAGAAUGAGGAGCAGCGGCUAGCCUCUGCCAGAGCCGUCCCCAGGAAUGUCCAGCCGUAUGUGGUGUACGAGGAGGUCACCAACGUCUGGAUCAAUGUUCAUGACAUCUUCUAUCCCUUCCCCCAGUCAGAGGGAGAGGACGAGCUCUGCUUUAUCCGCGCCAAUGAAUGCAAGACCGGCUUCUGCCAUUUGUACAAAGUCACCGCCGUCUUAAAAUCCCAGGGCUACGAUUGGAGUGAGCCCUUCAGCCCCGGGGAAGAUGAAUUUAAGUGCCCCAUUAAGGAAGAGAUUGCUCUGACCAGCGGUGAAUGGGAGGUUUUGGCGAGGCACGGCUCCAAGAUCUGGGUCAAUGAGGAGACCAAGCUGGUGUACUUCCAGGGCACCAAGGACACGCCGCUGGAGCACCACCUCUACGUGGUCAGCUAUGAGGUGGCCGGCGAGAUUGUACGCCUCACCACGCCCGGCUUCUCCCAUAGCUGCUCCAUGAGCCAGAACUUCGACAUGUUUGUCAGCCACUACAGCAGCGUGAGCACGCCGCCGUGCGUGCACGUCUACAAGCUGAGCGGCCCCGACGACGACCCCCUGCACAAGCAGCCCCGCUUCUGGGCUAGCAUGAUGGAGGCAGCCAGCUGCCCCCCAGAUUACGUGCCUCCAGAGAUCUUCCAUUUCCACACGCGCUCGGAUGUGCGGCUCUACGGCAUGAUCUACAAGCCCCAUGCCUUGCAGCCGGGGAAGAAGCACCCCACCGUCCUCUUUGUGUAUGGAGGCCCCCAGGUGCAGCUGGUGAAUAACUCCUUCAAAGGCAUCAAGUACUUGCGGCUCAACACACUGGCCUCCCUGGGCUACGCCGUGGUUGUGAUUGACGGCAGGGGCUCCUGUCAGCGAGGGCUUCGGUUCGAAGGGGCCCUGAAAAACCAGAUGGGCCAGGUGGAGAUCGAGGACCAGGUGGAGGGCCUGCAGUUCGUGGCCGAGAAGUAUGGCUUCAUCGACCUGAGCCGAGUUGCCAUCCAUGGCUGGUCCUACGGGGGCUUCCUCUCGCUCAUGGGGCUAAUCCACAAGCCCCAGGUGUUCAAGGUGGCCAUCGCGGGUGCCCCCGUCACCGUCUGGAUGGCCUACGACACAGGGUACACUGAGCGCUACAUGGACAUCCCUGAGAACAACCAGCAUGGCUAUGAGGCGGGUUCCGUGGCCCUGCACGUGGAGAAGCUGCCCAAUGAGCCCAACCGCUUGCUUAUCCUCCACGGCUUCCUGGACGAAAACGUGCACUUUUUCCACACAAACUUCCUCGUCUCCCAACUGAUCCGAGCAGGGAAACCUUACCAGCUCCAGAUCUACCCCAACGAGAGACACAGUAUUCGCUGCCCCGAGUCGGGCGAGCACUAUGAAGUCACGUUGCUGCACUUUCUACAGGAAUACCUCUGAGCCUGCCCACCGGGAGCCGCCACAUCACAGCACAAGUGGCUGCAGCCUCCGCGGGGAACCAGGCGGGAGGGACUGAGUGGCCCGCGGGCCCCAGUGAGGCACUUUGUCCCGCCCAGCGCUGGCCAGCCCCGAGGAGCCGCUGCCUUCACCGCCCCGACGCCUUUUAUCCUUUUUUAAACGCUCUUGGGUUUUAUGUCCGCUGCUUCUUGGUUGCCGAGACAGAGAGAUGGUGGUCUCGGGCCAGCCCCUCCUCUCCCCGCCUUCUGGGAGGAGGAGGUCACACGCUGAUGGGCACUGGAGAGGCCAGAAGAGACUCAGAGGAGCGGGCUGCCUUCCGCCUGGGGCUCGCUGUGACCUCUCAGUCCCCUGGCCCGGCCAGCCACCGUCCCCAGCACCCAAGCAUGCAAUUGCCUGUCCCCCCCAGCCAGCCUCCCCCACUUGAUGUUUGUGUUUUGUUUGGGGGGAUAUUUUUCAUAAUUAUUUAAAAGACAGGCCGGGCGCGGUGGCUCACGUCUGUAAUCCCAGCACUUUGGGAGGCUGAGGCGGGCGGAUCACCUGAGGUUGGGAGUUCAAGACCAGCCUGGCCAACAUGGGGAAACCCCGUCUCUACUAAAAAUACAAAAAAUUAGCCGGGUGUGGUGGCGCGUGCCUUUAAUCCCAGCUACUCGGGAGGCUGAGGCAGGAGAAUCGCUUGAACCCGGGAGGUGGAGGUUGCGGUGAGCCAAGAUCGCACCAUUGCACUCCAGCCUGGGCAACAAGAGCGAAACUCUGUCUCAAAAUAAAUAAAAAAUAAAAGACAGAAAGCAAGGGGUGCCUAAAUCUAGACUCGGGGUCCACACCGGGCAGCGGGGUUGCAACCCAGCACCUGGUAGGCUCCAUUUCUUCCCAAGCCCGAGCAGAGGGUCAUGCGGGCCCCACAGGAGAGGCGGCCAGGGCCCGCGGGGGGCACCACCUGUGGACAGCCCUCCUGUCCCCAAGCUUUCAGGCAGGCAGUGAAACGCACCGAACUUCCACGCUUUGCUGGUCAGUGGCGGCUGUCCCCUCCCCAGCCCAGCCGCCCAGCCACAUGUGUCUGCCUGACCCGUACACACCAGGGGUUCUGGGGUUGGGAGCUGAACCAUCCCCACCUCAGGGUUAUAUUUCCCCCUCCCCUUCCCUCCCCGCCAAGAGCUCUGCCAGGGGCGGGCAAAAAAAAAAAGUAAAAAGAAAAGAAAAAAAAAAAAAAGAAACAAACCACCUCUACAUAUUAUGGAAAGAAAAUAUUUUUGUCGAUUCUUAUUCUUUUAUAAUUAUGCGUGGAAGAAGUAGACACAUUAAACGAUUCCAGUUGGAAACAUGUCA
Messenger RNA from Gorilla gorilla gorilla (western lowland gorilla), 4275 nucleotides. RefSeq names its product dipeptidyl peptidase 9 (gene DPP9). The transcript is spliced from 22 exons. Bases 256 to 2934 code for a protein of 892 amino acids. The record is from RefSeq and is a predicted model, not a curated record. Gene Ontology annotation, molecular function: dipeptidyl-peptidase activity; serine-type peptidase activity. NCBI's taxonomy places the organism in Eukaryota, Metazoa, Chordata, Mammalia, Primates, Hominidae. Gene Ontology annotation, biological process: proteolysis.